AUGAGUGUGGGCUGCCCAGAGCCCGAGCCGCCCCACUCCCUGCCCUGCUGUGGGCCAGGGACUGCCCCUGGGCCGGGUGCUGGUGUGCCCCUUCUCACUGAAGACAUGCAGGCACUGACCCUCCGCACACUGGCCGCUAGCGACGUCACCAAGCACUACGAGCUGGUCCGAGAGCUGGGUAAAGGAACCUAUGGAAAGGUUGACCUGGUGGCCCACAAGGGCACAGGCACGAAAAUGGCCCUGAAGUUUGUGAACAAGAGCAAAACCAAGCUGAAGAACUUCCUGCGGGAGGUGAGCGUCACCAACAGCCUCUCCUCCAGCCCCUUCAUCAUCAAGGUCUUCGACGUGGUCUUUGAGACGGAGGACUGCUACGUCUUCGCCCAGGAGUACGCGCCCGCUGGGGACCUGUUUGACAUCAUCCCUCCCCAGGUGGGGCUCCCCGAAGACACGGUGAAGCGCUGCGUGCAGCAGCUGGGCCUGGCGCUGGACUUCAUGCACGGGCGGCAGCUGGUGCACCGCGACAUCAAGCCGGAGAACGUGCUGCUGUUCGACCGUGAGUGUCGCCGCGUGAAGCUGGCCGACUUCGGUAUGACGCGCCGCGUGGGCUGCCGCGUGAAGCGUGUCAGCGGCACGAUC
Molecule: messenger RNA, 636 nt
Organism: Galeopterus variegatus (Sunda flying lemur)
Lineage: Eukaryota; Metazoa; Chordata; Mammalia; Dermoptera; Cynocephalidae
Product: serine/threonine-protein kinase SBK1
Exons: 3
Biological process (GO): peptidyl-threonine phosphorylation; peptidyl-serine phosphorylation
Molecular function (GO): ATP binding; protein serine/threonine kinase activity
Source: RefSeq, a predicted model, not a curated record